AUGGCUCGAGCUGUCGGCAAGAUGUGGGAAAGGUACUGCCUGCGGCCCGCUCUCGAAUCCAGUCCCACCUUUAUUCCGGUCUUCCUGUACGGUACAGCCUGGAAAAAAGAACAGUCGGCCGAUCUCGUUUACACCGCGGUCAACGCCGGCUUCCGGGCGAUUGACACGGCGGCCCAGCCAAGACACUACCAGGAAGAUUCGGUGGGCGAUGGAAUCCGCAGGGCGAUUGCUGAUGGAAUUGUUCGCCGGGAAGACUUAUAUGUGAGUCCAUUCAAGUCGUCAUCUACAACUGAAUUUAGUCUAAUCCAAGUCAAGGUGCAAACCAAGUUCAGCCCUAUCGGAGCGCAGGACCCGAACAACAUGCCGUAUGAUCCAGAGACCUCCGUGACAGAGCAGGUUCAAACGUCCGUCAAGUCCUCAUUGCACAAUCUUCGGCCGGAUCUAGACCCUGCUAGCGUGGACGAUGCCUAUAUUGACACGCUAGUGAUUCAUUCACCGCUACGCACUGUAGAAAUGACCCUGGAAGCUUGGUCUGCACUAGAGACUUACGUGCCUCACCGGAUCCGGAACCUGGGUAUCUCGAACUGUUCUUUGCCUGUACUUCGCGAACUCAAUGACUCUCCCCGGGUCAAAGUGAAGCCUGCAGUGGUGCAGAACAGAUUCUACGAGGACACCUUGUUUGAUGUCUCUCUGCGUGCCUUCUGUCGCGACCAUCAGAUCAUCUACCAGAGCUUCUGGACCUUGACAGCCAACCCCGAUCUGAUGCGUUCUACACCCGUCCAACAACUGGCUACACGUACCGAUAUCAGUGCCGCAGCCGCCCUGUACACUUUGGUGAUGGGAUUGGGCAACAUCACCGUCUUGAAUGGGACCAAGAAUGAAGGACGCAUGAGAGAAGACCUGGCAGCGCCAAAAAAAGUAGAGGACUUCACGCAGGCACAGCCGGAGCAAUUCUGA
Penicillium atrosanguineum is the source of this 957-nucleotide messenger RNA. RefSeq names its product putative aldo-keto reductase (AKR). The transcript has 2 exons. Gene Ontology annotation, cellular component: cytosol. Gene Ontology annotation, molecular function: aldose reductase (NADPH) activity. Lineage: Eukaryota; Fungi; Ascomycota; Eurotiomycetes; Eurotiales; Aspergillaceae. The record is from RefSeq and is a predicted model, not a curated record. The coding region runs from base 1 to 957 and encodes 318 amino acids.